AUGGCGCAGGCGCUCUGGGCAAACCCACAGGGCGGGCUUUGUGGCGCUGUGUCGGAGGACGGAGAGGCCAGGCGUGUGGGUCUAUGUGCUGUCGAGUGGGGGCCUGGAUGCUUACAGUUUGGAAAAUUAGACCUCGGAGCCUUAACUCCUACUCACAAGAAGUACAAAAAAUCUUUAGUUUUUCACUUUAUUUUUUUAUGUAUGGGAUUUUCACUAACCUUGGACCAGUUACUUGCCAGGAAGAACGUAAGUUUCAGCUCUCCAACAUCUUCAAAUAAAGAAGUGGUUAUGAACAAUGAUCACCAGAAUAAUGGAGGUAUGAAACCAGUGCAGGAUUUUACAACAAUACGAAUCACACAGGCUCUCAACUACAAUCUGAGCAGACAAGAUUUAGAAAAAGAACCUUGGAAUGCAUUCAGCCAUCAUAGCCCGGUUAAUGUCUCUGUGGAUGGAAUUCCCUGCAUUCUCUUUUGGGCCAAAAGAAUAACAAUUAAAUUUAAGAAUCAGACCUGGCUGGACCUUACAGAUGAAACCAUUGGCCAGAAGGCAACAGUGGACUCUGGCAACUCAAAUUGCAGUGAAGGAAGUGCCAUGUUGUCUCUGAAGUUUGGUGAUGCUGAAAAUCCCAGAGGUAUUGAUAUAAGAUUCACCCUUACCAGUUACAAGUUGUCCAUCCAGACCUGGUUUAGUUUGCACCGAGUCGAGGUUAUUUUCAAUAAUUCAAUUCCAGCAGCUUUUAAUGCAACUGGCAAAUUUGCUCCGUCAAGUUACUCCUACCACUGCCAGCGCGUCAGCAGCCUGCAGCAGUAUGAUGCCCUUUUGUUGCCCAGAGACACCAAUGAUAUGUCAAGCCUGUGGGAUGUCACUUUUGUUGAUUUCCAGAUCCAAGGCUUUCCAUUAAGGAGGGGACAGUUUGCCAAGGCCCGAAACUGCACCUCUUCCUUCUCACCAGCCAUUCCAAUCAGCCUGGCAAUGUCCCAGAUCCUGCUGCUGGUGCUGGCCUAUGCCCUGCACAUGCUCAUCUACCUGCGCUAUCUGGACUGGCACUAUGAUUUCAUUGCCUCUCUGGCUCACUUCUGCCAGUUGAAAGCUCGAGAUGCAUCAGAAGAGAAGGAGCUGCUGAGGAGCCAGGGAGUCAAAUGCUAUGAACUGAGAAGCCAACAGAUCUGCAAAAUUUAUGUUUAA
Messenger RNA from Mesoplodon densirostris (Blainville's beaked whale), 1185 nucleotides. Its product is annotated as V-type proton ATPase subunit S1-like protein. Lineage: Eukaryota; Metazoa; Chordata; Mammalia; Artiodactyla; Ziphiidae. Gene Ontology annotation, cellular component: proton-transporting V-type ATPase complex. The record is from RefSeq and is a predicted model, not a curated record.